Spirodela intermedia is the source of this 114-nucleotide messenger RNA. The record is from the annotation of a GenBank genome assembly. NCBI's taxonomy places the organism in Eukaryota, Viridiplantae, Streptophyta, Magnoliopsida, Alismatales, Araceae.
AUGAUUGAUGAUCAGGACUUGGGAUUCCUCACUAAUUUCCUGGGCAUGAUCAUCUUCAUCCUGGUCAUUGCCUACCACUAUGUGACGGCUGAUCCAAGGUACGAAGGGAAUUAG